This is a messenger RNA of Pistacia vera, 1948 nucleotides long. RefSeq lists its product as uncharacterized. The transcript is spliced from 5 exons. Gene Ontology annotation, biological process: lipid metabolic process. NCBI's taxonomy places the organism in Eukaryota, Viridiplantae, Streptophyta, Magnoliopsida, Sapindales, Anacardiaceae. The coding region runs from base 79 to 1728 and encodes 549 amino acids. The record is from RefSeq and is a predicted model, not a curated record. Gene Ontology annotation, molecular function: triacylglycerol lipase activity.
UACAGUACAACCCUUCUCAUUUAUUAUGCUUACACAUCAAAAGAAAUUUGACUCAGAACUCCUCAUAUUUUCACUAUAAUGGCUAGUGGUUCAACGUACCUGAUAGUGAGGCCAGAGCAAGGUGGAAUUCUGGACUUGGCCAAAUACUUGGUGUUGGGGGACAUAAGGAGCGGUGUCAAGUUUUUGGAAUUUGAGAAUCCCAGUGGAGCAGAACAGCUACCGGUUGGUGAUCAUAGAUGGGUUAUUGUUGUCUCUAUUAUCGCGCGUAAGAUUAUUGGGUUUUUUGGUAAGCCCUUGGAGUACACUGGCUAUGUUGUGGAUUUCUUUCUUAAUCUUCUCUCUCAGAAUGGGAACCUUCUUGGCUUACUAUACAACCUCCUCCAUGGCAAGGUCGUAAUUCCACGGAGAGGCACGCAGACUUUUCUUAGUACUAUUGGGCAUUUGGAUGACCGAAUAGACCUUUACAAGGGCCAAGACUUGGUGGAGCAAUUGAUCUGUGAUUCUGAUUCAGGGGAGAGUGGCGUAAAUUUGAAAAUGGGGAACCGAGCUCUCAUGGACCUCUGUAUGAUGGCAUCCAAGUUAGCAUAUGAGAAUGCUGAAGUUGUUAAAGAUGUAGUUCAUCACUGGAAGAUGCAUUUUGUGGACUUUUACAACUGCUGGAAUGAUUUCCAAAAGGAGAUGUCCACUCAAGUUUUCAUAUUAUGUGACAAGCCCAAAGAUGCAAGUUUGAUAUUGAUCAGCUUUAGGGGCACAGAACCUUUUGAUGCUGAUGAUUGGAGUACUGACUUUGACUACUCUUGGUAUGAGAUACCGAAAUUGGGAAAAGUCCAUAUGGGAUUCUUAGAAGCCUUAGGGUUGGGCAACAGAACCAAUGCUGAAACCUUCCAAUAUCACCUUCAGUCGAAGGCAGCAAAUUUCAACCUGUCAAAAAGUGAUGAUGUGACUGGAAAUUCUUCAAAAGGUCGUGAAUCAAUACCAUCAAGAACUAAGUUUGGCUUAGAAAAAAAUGGUAGUGAUCACUCUUUUGACUCUGAGGAACUAGCUAGUACUGUAAUGCCACCAGAAGCACUGGAGGUGACUGCAUAUUAUGCUGUGAAAAGUAAGCUGAAGAGCUUACUCAAGGAUCACAAGAAUGCAAAAUUUGUGGUCACUGGGCAUAGCUUAGGUGGAGCCCUUGCUACAUUGUUCCCAGCGGUGCUGUUGCUACAUGAGGAGAUGGAGAUAAUGCAAAAAUUGUUGGGUUUAUAUACAUUUGGACAACCAAGGGUUGGGAAUCGGCAGCUGGUGAGUUUCAUGGAAGCUCAUUUGGAUUCUCCAGUACCAAAGUACUUCAGGGUGGUUUACUGCAAUGAUUUGGUGCCCAGGUUGCCGUAUGAUGACAAAACUUUCUUGUACAAGCAUUUUGGUGUGUGCCUAUACUAUGACAGCUUCUACGUUGAACAAAAAGUGGACGAAGAGCCAAACAAAAAUUUCUUUGGGUUAAGGUACCUGAUUCCAGAACAUCUAAAUGCUGUUUGGGAGUUAAUCCGAAGCUUAACAAUGGGUUACACCUAUGGACCAGAGUAUAAGGAGGGGUGGUUUUCCAUCUUGCUCAGGAUACUGGGACUGGCACUCCCGGGCAUUUCUGCACAUUGCCCGACAAAUUAUGUCAACUCUGUGAGGCUUGGAAAGGAGCGUGUUGUUCAGAUGUCAUCUCUUGAGAGAGCUUCUUUUCUGAAUGAUGGAUGAUUGCACUUGGAUUCUCAUGGAACCAAGAGAUCAUUGAUCUAAUGAACUCAUCAUUGGAUAAAAUUAUAAGGUACCAUUGCAUUACUUUUUUAUAUGCUUUAGGACGAAUGUCUGUUUUUGUAUUCGUUUCUAUUUCUGUUCAAAAUCUUCUUUAUCAACAACAGGAUUAUAAAGUCUUUGCAAUAUACCACCGCUGUGUCCAUGGAAUGUUUUUCUUGAA